Messenger RNA from Penicillium manginii, 1620 nucleotides. Its product is annotated as putative allantoate permease of the major facilitator superfamily. NCBI's taxonomy places the organism in Eukaryota, Fungi, Ascomycota, Eurotiomycetes, Eurotiales, Aspergillaceae. The record is from RefSeq and is a predicted model, not a curated record. Gene Ontology annotation, molecular function: L-cysteine transmembrane transporter activity. Gene Ontology annotation, cellular component: membrane. Gene Ontology annotation, biological process: L-cysteine transport; transmembrane transport. The coding region runs from base 1 to 1620 and encodes 539 amino acids. The transcript is spliced from 5 exons.
AUGCCUGGAGAAAAGAAUGGCGAUAUUUCGAACACCAUUCAGGUCUCAUCGAGCGAUGGCAGCCAUGAGCAAGCGACAGGUUCAAUUCGCAGGUCUUCUCAGCAGCCCAAGGUCGUUGACCAAAGGGAAACCGAUGAUACAACAUACUUCUACAACACAAACAAGGAUCAUGUUCGGCCUUUGACACCCGAGCUGGAAGGCAAGCUGGUUCGUAAGAACUUUUGGUAUCUCCUAAUACAGACAUGGUGGAUUUCGUUCCUCAUCCAUUUGGAUAAGUCGACUCUUUCAUCCGCCAGUACAAUGGGUAUUUUUGACGAUGUCAAAAUGACCAAGAACGAGUAUAAUCAGCUUUUUAUGUUGUUCUAUGCCGGAUAUCUUAUCGCACUCUGGCCUGGUGCUUGGAUAUCGCAGCGAGUGGGCCAUAAAUACUUCAUCACUGGAUCUCUCUUUCUCUGGGCUUUGCUUCUGGGUGUACAUCCAGCUGUAAAGACUGGAAAGCAAAUGAUGGCAGUACGUUUUCUUCUGGGAAUGACCGAAUCACAGAUUGUGCCCUCUACCGCCGUCCUCCAUCAAGCCUUCUUCCCACCCAAAAAGAGCCCUUGGGUUCAGCUGCUAUGGUGGGCAUUUGGAAGUCUCGCCAAUGUCAUGUUGACUAUGAUAUCCUAUAAACUCAUCGUUGAUGAUGGCAACGGAUCACUAGCUGGCAGUAUCUCCUCUUGGAAGUGGCUUCACAUCGUCUGUGCUGUCCUUACAUUUGCGAUAUUUGUACCACUGUUGAUAUUUCUUCCAAAUUCGCCACUCGAUGCCAAGUGGCUUUCGGUUGAGGAAAAAGUCCAUACUAUCGAGAUAAUUCGCGAUACGCAUGCCGGUGUGUCGAACUCGACAUUCAGAUGGUCUCAAGUUCGCGAGUCUUUCGCUGAUUUCAAGAGUUGGCUUUUUAUCUUCCAUAUGUUCUUCAAUGAGCUGCCGAAUAAUACAUCACAACAACUCCCUUUGAUAGUCGUCGGAUUUGGUUUCACACCAGCAGAAAGUGCGCUAUUCAAUAUCAUUAAGCCCAUUUGGGGGUUUAUUUUGAUUAUCGCAUCUGCUGCACUGCUUUAUGGUACGCGACUGGGAACUGGAUAUACCUGCGCCAUCUCUUAUAUACCAUGCUUUGUCGGUGGGAUAAUCGAGCUCGCUGCGCCGUGGUCAAAUAAAGUCGCCCUUGUUGUGGGAACCCAGAUUUCGACAUUCAAGCCAUCUUAUUUGUUAGGGCUGAACUGGGCGGGAACUACAACGACAGGGCAUACCAAGAAGCUCACUUUAAUGACAUCUUGUAUAGUCGCUGCUUCCGUCGCCAACAUGGUAUCACCAGAGUUCUGGGAAUCAAAAUAUGAACCUCGAUACGUUUUACCAUGGGCCUUCAUGACCGCCUUUUGGCUUAUAUCCCCCGCUAUGUGUAUCAUCAUUCGCUUCUACCUUCAGCGCGAAAACAAGCGACGACAGCAAAUUCUUUUCGAGAUUGACUCUGAAUCAGACAAGGAAGAGGUUAUUGAAACAGGGAGUGAGGUUGUCAAAAUUAGUGAUCGUGACCUCGACCGCACGGACAGACAGAACCUAAAAUUCAUUUACCCCCUUUAG